CCUUUUUAACCCACUGCGCGCUUGUGAACUUGGUGGAUUCCUCCCGUUAACACGAACCGCAACUUGAACGAGAACCGUUCAUAUCACUGGUGGUUCAAAGACUUGAACAAGGUCAUAUUUGAAGGAGUGAAUCAUCACUUUCAUAUCUACUUCCUCAUUGCGUCUAGCAUCUGGUAAAGUUAGUCGGUAUUCCAGGUAUCCAAAACGCGUCAAUCACAUACUAUCACGUAGUUGCCUGGCAUGAGAUAAUCCCAUCACCACCCGCGGCAUCAACGCCGAGAUGAAGUCAACCAAACAUAAACAAUAACACAAUGGUCCAGAGCUGAAACAGAAAAAACAUCACGAUGGAUGAGUACGACAACAAUACUUCUCAUGGGAAAGACAACUUUCCCCGAAAGAUCCUUUCCCAGCUUCUUGGCUCAAACGGCCCCGUCCACGCAGUAACCUACUCGGCCUCCCCAGGGACUUACAUCCUCACCGGAUCCGCCGACCGAUCCAUCCGUCUCUACAACCCCAUCCCUUCUUCUUCCACCACCACCACCACCUCCACCUUCAUCACCAAACCCUCCUCCCUCUCCCCCCACCCAUCAACCGCACCCCCACAAGGCCGUCUAAUCCAAACCUACACCGCCCACGGCUACGAAGUCCUCUCCCUAUCCGUCUCCUCCUCCAACGCCACCUUCGCCUCCUCAGGUGGCGACCGCGCCGUCUUCCUCUGGGACGUGUCCACAGCCACCACCAUCCGCCGUUUUUCCAACCAGGGCCACACGACGGGGCGGAUCAACAGCGUCAUUUUCGCCGGCGUCGACGACUCGCUUUUGAUAAGCGGAGGGCACGACACCACGGUGCGGAUAUGGGAUGUGCGCUCGCAGAGUUCGAGUAGACCCGUGCAAGUGCUGGGGGAGGCGAAGGAUGGGGUUACUUCUCUUGUUACUCCUGUUGCAGGAGCAGAAGUGAUUGCGGGGAGUGUGGAUGGACGGGUUCGGACGUAUGAUGUGCGGAUGGGAAGACUUGUGACGGAUGUUUUUCCGGGGGCGGUGACGAGUUUGUGUUUGGCGAGGGAUGGGAAGACGGUUCUUGUGGGGACUUUGGAUAGUAAGAUCCGGUUGAUGGAUAGGAGCAAUGGGCAGUGUUUGAGGACGUACGGCGGCGGGAACGGGGAUGUUGGCGCUGGUGGUGGGGGGUGGACGAAUAAGGAGAUUAGGGUGCAGAGCGUGUUGGGAGGUGGGGAGAGGUGGGUUGUUGCUGGUGAUGAGAACGGAGCGGAGAACUCGAAUGGAGAGGGACGGGUGUGGGCUUGGGAUCUCUUGAGUGGCAGGCUGGUGGCUAAGCUUGGGGUUCCGUGGGGACCGGGUGGUGGGAAGGUUGUGGUGAGAAGGGAUGGAAAAGAAAAGGAGCGCAAGAAUGUGGUCAGUUGUGUUGCGUGGAAGGAUGGUGGGUUUGGGAAUCAGUUUUGUGUCGGCGGCACGUCGGGGGUGGUGACGGUGUAUGGAGAAGCGUGAUCAUCAAUGUAUCGAUAUCUGAGAGCUCGUACAGUCGUUCAUGUUCUCACUUGAUGACAGAUCCCAUACCAACCUGGUAUAUGGGAAGGGUCAGGACACAUAGUGCGUCACGUAGCAUACCAUGCUGGUGCGAAUUGUUUCAUCUUUUCCGAGCAAAAUAUAUUCAACAAGUGU
Neurospora tetraspora is the source of this 1676-nucleotide messenger RNA. Its product is annotated as WD40-repeat-containing domain protein. Gene Ontology annotation, biological process: mRNA splicing, via spliceosome. Gene Ontology annotation, molecular function: protein binding. The record is from RefSeq and is a predicted model, not a curated record. Lineage: Eukaryota; Fungi; Ascomycota; Sordariomycetes; Sordariales; Sordariaceae. Gene Ontology annotation, cellular component: catalytic step 2 spliceosome. The coding region runs from base 345 to 1502 and encodes 385 amino acids. The transcript is spliced from 2 exons.